AUGGCCAACACUUCGGAGCAAGAGAUAUGCCAAUCGGUGUUGGAUUUCGUCACCGAGGGGAAGUACCCAGAAUCGGAGAAGGUGGUCGCCGCGGAAUUCCCCGUAUCUGCUCUAUCCAAAGAGUUGGAACUUCUGUCUAAGGCCAGAGCGCAAGUGGAGGCUGAGAUUAGCUCAUUGAGUCGGGAAAACGACUUUGACGCCGACGGGUGGAUCUCGCAAGCAAAGCAAUUGCACGCAGAUAUCGAGCGCUCUAGGGUUACUGCACGAGAAAUAGUCGCACAGCAUGAGAACACAAAUCCCCUGCAAGCGAAGGUCGAAGAUGCUGCUGCAAAGGUUGGGUUGAUGGAAACUGAGAUUGCUUUCAACCAGGCUGUAACAGACACGUUGGAGGAAGUACAGAGACUCAGUCAGCAGCUGGACGCCGGACGGGCCCUUCUUCAAGAGGACCAAGUCACUGGCGCAAUUGAUAUCUUGGAGUCGACAGAACAAGCCAUCAAGAAGGACAAUUUAUUCGCCAAUACAACCGUUCUCGUCAUCUUAUCAGAGAAUGUCAACGAUCUACGGGGCGAAAUUGUCGAGUGCCUCCGCUCUCGCUGGAACGACCAGCUAAACAUUGACGAAAGAGAAGCGAAACUCGUCCUUCCGGAUAACACUGAGCGACUGGAGGAAACUGUUACAGCGCUGGUUCGAUUGGAGAUGCUGGCCCCAGCCAAGGGCAAAUUCCAAAAGGACCUUAUCUCUGCAGUAAUCGAACCGAUACUACUACCUACAGUUGAUGGGCACAGCCGCGGCGUGCACAUCGAGGGAACCUCACUUCGGGUUGAGCCGCAACUAUCGAAGGUUUCUGUUUCCGAGCUCCUGGAACGCAUAGUCACGGUCUUAGGGUUCCUUCGCCAACAUCUUCAUUCAUCGAUCCUGGAUUCACUUUCGGAAACAUUUAUUCCAAUUCUUUCAUCAAAGAUUAUCGCCUCGUGGCUCUCAUCAGCGAUCCCUACGGAGCUCGUAGGCCUGGGUGAAUUCGAGGGUACCCUGGACGCCGUUCUUGGAUUUACUAACACCAUCCAAAAUUUUGGUUGGCAUGGUCAAGAAGAGCUUGUCUCUUGGGUCAACCAGGCACCCCGACUCUGGCUGACGAGACGACGAGUUGACUCAUUAGACCAGGUUCGCAAGGUUCUCGCUGGCAGUGAGGGUAGCACGAAGCAAGUGGAGAGGGUCGAAAUAGAGAAGGUCUCUGCCACAGAUGAGGCUCUGCUGGAAAAGACUAGUACUUCCGAUGACUGGGAUGCCAGCUGGGACGACGAUAUGGGAGAUGAUUCCAAAGAGACACCCGCUGAAGAGAAGGAAGACGAAGAGGACGUCAGUGCCUGGGGUCUGGACGAUGAUUCAAACGAUUCUCCUGAAACAGCGCCUAGUGCAUCCGCUGCCGCUGCCGAUGGCGACGAUGAGGAUGGCGAUGCCUGGGGCUGGGGCGACGAAGAUGAAGAAACCGCCGUCGACACUUCUCAGUCCAAGAAUUCGGUCAAGGCAAACUCGGUCAAUGGAAAGGACACAGCACGUCACGCGUCUCCGCGAGAGGUCACCUUGACGGAGCGCUAUACUGUAACAGAUAUUCCUGAAGCUAUCCUUAGAAUUAUCCGGCAGCAAGUGAUGGACUCUGAUGCCAUAACGCAUCCAGCGCACUCCAAUUCGCGCGUCGUUUCCUCCGGGGCCGGUCUUCUUGCUCUUCCAACAUUAAUCCUCGCCAUGUUCAAAGCUACAGCGACCUCUUUCUACGGGCUUAAGCUUAGUUCCGGGCAGAUGUAUCUAUACAAUGACAGUCUAUACCUGGCGGAUCAAGUUCGUCGUAUUGCGGAAGAACAUCAGCUCUCCAGACUUCAGGCGGAUAUUGAAGCUCUUGAACGAUUUGGCAAAUUGGCUUACAGCAAGGAGAUGCAGACUCAGCGCACCAUUGUGACUGACCUACUCGAUGGUGCGCAAGGCUUCAGCCAAUGCUCGGAGCAGCCUUUCCUAGGAGAAUGUGAGAAUGCAGUCAGCGCGACGGUUGACAGAAUCCGCGAUGUUCACAAAGAAUGGCAACCAAUCCUGUCACACUCGGCGCUUCUCCAAUCGGUCGGGUCCUUGGUCUCGACUGUCAUCAACAAAAUCAUCAUCGAGAUUGAAGACUUGGGCGAUAUAUCAGCAGCCCAGUCGGAACGGCUUGUGUCGUUCUGCAAUCAAGUCUCGAAACUGGAAGAUCUGUUCAUCCCAGAGACCUCUGAGAACACGGAACGUGUACCCAUGACGGCUGUUUAUGUACGCAAUUGGCUGAAAUUCCAGUACUUGAUCAACAUCCUGGAGAGCUCUUUGGCGGAUAUCAAGUUCCUCUGGCUAGAAGGCGAACUGCGUCUAGAAUUCUCGCCCGAGGAGGUCGUGGAUCUCAUCGAAGCUCUGUUCGCUGAAUCUGACUACCGGCGGAAAGCGAUUGCGGAAAUUCGACGAAUCUCUCGAAACCAUGGAACCAUUAUGUGA
Aspergillus melleus is the source of this 2508-nucleotide messenger RNA. RefSeq lists its product as uncharacterized. The coding region runs from base 1 to 2508 and encodes 835 amino acids. The record is from RefSeq and is a predicted model, not a curated record. The transcript has 4 exons. NCBI's taxonomy places the organism in Eukaryota, Fungi, Ascomycota, Eurotiomycetes, Eurotiales, Aspergillaceae. Gene Ontology annotation, cellular component: RZZ complex. Gene Ontology annotation, biological process: endoplasmic reticulum to Golgi vesicle-mediated transport; mitotic spindle assembly checkpoint signaling.